AUGGUGACGGACUUCGAGAUGUUGCGCACGUUCAACUGCGGCGUGGGGCUGGUGGUGAUCGCGGAGCCGCUGUACGCCGCCGAGCUGCUGCAGCUGUGCCCCGACCUCGCGCUCGUCGGCGCCGUCGAGGCCAUCGGCAAGGAAGGAGGUCAUCAAGUGGUGGUGGAAAACUUUAAAGAAGCGAUGCGGCCGCUAGUGGAGCCGUAUUUGGUGGGCGGCAAAGAUGUGCCACAGAAAUCACUCUCGUACAAGGACAGCGGUGUCGAUAUAGAAGCGGGAGAUUCUCUAGUGUCACUCAUCAAACCACUGGCUAGGUCUACAUCACGAUCAGGUGUUUUGGGCGGAUUAGGAGGUUUCGGUGGAUGCUUCCAGCUCAAAGCUAUCGAGCAUGACUACAAAGACCCGGUGUUAGUGAUGGCGGCUGACGGCGUGGGCACUAAACUGAAGAUAGCUCAGAAGAUCAACCAGCACACCACUAUAGGCGUGGACCUGGUGGCGAUGUGCAUCAACGACAUACUGUGCAACGGCGCGGCGCCGCUCACGUUCCUCGAUUACUUCGCGUGCGGCGCGCUAGAUGUCACUGUCGCUAGGAACGUGGUCGCCGGAGUAGCGGAGGGAUGUCGACAGGCCACCGCUGCCCUUAUAGGUGGAGAGACGGCUGAAAUGCCGGGCAUGUAUGAACCUGGCACUUAUGACAUCGCCGGAUUCGCUCUUGGCGUCGUCGAGAGGACUAAUGUGCUACCUAAAAUCAAUGAUAUCACCGUUGGCGAUAUUAUUAUUGGACUUCCAUCGAACGGUGUACACAGCAACGGUUUCAGUUUAAUUCAUAAACUUAUGAGGAAGACUGGCAUCCAACUACAAGAUAAAGCACCGUUUAGCAAAGAGGGACUCACUUUAGGCGAGGAGCUGCUGAAGCCGACGCGCAUAUACGUGCGCGCCGUGCUGCCCGCCAUCGAGUGCGGGCGCGUGAAGGCGGCGGCGCACGUGACGGGCGGCGGGCUCGUGGACAACGUGCCGCGCGUCAUCCCCGCCUCCGUGCGCGCGCGCAUCGACGCGCACUGCUGGAACGUGCACCCGGUAUUCGCUUGGAUCGCGGACGCCGGGGCCGUGACCGACGACGAGAUGUUACGCACUUUCAACUGCGGCAUCGGAAUGGUUCUAAUCGUAUCUCCCGAACACCAAGCUGAGGUGAUGAACACGACCCGCGCGUACGGCGCGAUGGUGAUCGGCAGUAUCCAGGCGCGGCCGCCAGGCGGCGCGCGGGUCGUGGUCGACAACUUCAGCUCCGCGUUAGACUUCACCAGGCGGAUGCCGCUCCUGCCCAGGAAGAAGGUGGCCGUGCUGGCGUCCGGCAACGGCAGCAACUUCCAGGCGCUGGUGGACACGUGCCGCGACCCGGCGCAGUGCAUGUGCGCGGAGGUCACGCUCUGCGUGGCCAACAAACCGCACGCGUACGCCCUCACGCGUGCGGCCCACGCGCAGAUACCCACGCUCGUGUUCAAUCACAAAGAUUACGCGUCUCGUGAAGAGUUCGAUCGCGCUGUGUCCGCCGCCCUGGAGGCUCACAAGAUAGACAUUGUCUGUCUCGCCGGAUACAUGAGGAUCCUCUCCGCUGAGUUCGUGCGAAAAUGGAAGGGUCGCCUCAUCAACAUCCACCCGUCGCUGUUGCCGCGCCACCCCGGACUGAACGCGCAGAAGCAAUGCCUCGACGCUGGAGACAGGGAAUCUGGCUGUACCGUGCACUUUGUUGAUGAGGGCGUGGACACCGGGCCGAUAAUAACCCAGGAGCGCGUGCCCGUGCUUCGUGGCGACGACGUGGAGUCGCUGAGCGCGCGCAUCCAGCAGGCGGAGCACCGCGCCUACCCGCGCGCGCUGCGCCUGCUCACCGCCGGCCGCGCGCGCCUCGCGCCCACCGGGGACAUCGUGUGGCACUCG
Diatraea saccharalis (sugarcane borer) is the source of this 1935-nucleotide messenger RNA. NCBI's taxonomy places the organism in Eukaryota, Metazoa, Arthropoda, Insecta, Lepidoptera, Crambidae. The record is from the annotation of a GenBank genome assembly.